AUGGAGAUUGAGCACACAAUGAGGCAUUUCAAUGGGGUCGUCGGAACAGAUGCAUGGACAUUUCCAAGCUUUGUUACUCCAUUGGAGUUGCUAGCCUUUGAGGCCAUCCCAUGUCUGAAGAACAAAUACAGAGAAGAUGUUAGAGGAGCAGGGAGGGGUUGUCCCCGGAUGUGCAGGCAGAAGUUCCAACCAUUCACACUAAAAGGUUUUCCUUUGUCGGAACUCUAUGAAACACUGGGUAACACUAGGGUCAUCAAGAGUAUAUUGCAACCAUCCGAGGAUGAGGUAAUUAUGCUUGCGGGAGUCAUGGAGAGGAAUGAAGAGGAAAAUAUCGAAGCCGAUAUCUGGAAAGAGAUAUGCAAGAUCGAUGUUGAUGCCCGAGAUAAUAAGGAGUGGGUAAACCGUCCUGUAGCGGCUAAGCAUAAUGUGGGGACGGAGAAGGAGGCGCCUCUUGGAAUUGUGGAACAGCUUCAGAGCUUGCAGAAGAGUAUGGACGCUCAGUUUCUCCGAAUCAGUGCCCGAAUGGAUGGCUUUGAUACAAGACUCUGCUCUGUAGAACAAUAUGUAAAAGAGACAAGAAGAGAAAGGGAAGGACCAGGAGAUGAGGGAGGAGAAGUUUUUCGAAAUGAUGUAGAACAUGAACAUGAUCAAGCUGGAGAGAAACUUGAAAGUCUGGUGAAGAAGAAACAGUCGAAGAAGAAACAGCCGAAGCAUAAGGAGCCGGAGCAGAAGGAAGCGGAGCAGAAGGAAGCGGAGCAGAAGGAAGCGGAGCAGAAGGAGGUAGAACCAGACGGUGCUGACGGUGUGAACGCAGAAGUGGGUGCAGGUAAACGGAAACAAGAGCAAUCAAAGCUAGGGCCAAACACAAAGCAGAGACGUUAA
Messenger RNA from Eutrema salsugineum, 882 nucleotides. RefSeq lists its product as uncharacterized. Lineage: Eukaryota; Viridiplantae; Streptophyta; Magnoliopsida; Brassicales; Brassicaceae. The record is from RefSeq and is a predicted model, not a curated record. Bases 1 to 882 code for a protein of 293 amino acids. The transcript has 4 exons.